Messenger RNA from Opisthocomus hoazin, 852 nucleotides. The record is from RefSeq and is a predicted model, not a curated record. Lineage: Eukaryota; Metazoa; Chordata; Aves; Opisthocomiformes; Opisthocomidae.
AUGGCCCCACAGCGGGUGAUGGUGACGGUGGUGGGGCUGCUCCGGGACCCGGCUUUCCACGUGGCCAAGUGCACGGCAGAGGCUCUGAAGCUGAAGUUUCCCAGCAAGUUUGCAGAUCCUGUAAUACAGCCUUUAGUAGAGUUUGCAUGGCAUGAAUAUUUACAGGAGAAAAAGAAGGAGCUGAGAGGUGAGGUGUGGGCGUACGCCUCCUCGGUGAUGUGCUUCAUUGACGGCCAGCUGCUGGGGGAUGAGAAGGAGCUGCUCAAGUGGUCUCACCGCGAGUGGGACUAUCGCGACUUCAAGCCUGAGGCACUUUACCAAGCGAUUACUGAGGACUUCUACAGCAAAUAUCUGAAAAACAGCCAGCACGUGUUUGUGUACCUGGAGAUAGCCAUUGAGGAACAGCCCGUCGGGAGGCUGCUCUUUGAGCUCUUUUCAGACCUGUGUCCCAGGACCUGUGAGAAUUUCCGUGCCCUGUGCACUGGAGGAGCAAAGUCCCCCCGCGACGGCCGAGAACUCACCUACAAAAACUCCCUUUUUCAUCGCCUCGUGAAAAACGGGUGGAUCCAAGGAGGAGACAUCAUCACUGGGAAGGGAGACGGAGGAGAGUCCAUUUACGGUCCCACCUUUGAAGACGCCGAAGAACCUGCUCGCGAGGCGAAGCCAUUCCCACCUCGAGGCCCUGGGACGGACGGAGCAAAACCCGGCCCGCGGCGCUGCCCGGCCGAGCCGCAGCACUGGCAACUGAUCGAGGGCACAGAGGUCCUCCAGAGACUGGAAGUCGUACCUACAUAUAAUGAAAGGCCUACAGUAGCCUGCAAGAUUGUUAACUGUGGGACCUUCGAGCCGUGA